CCUGUCCUGCCAUCCAGCACACAUGAAUGGCUGGCAUGUCCUGACAGGUGAUCGGGAUGAUCACACACAAACACUGGAUCACAUGGGCAUUAUCUAUAGAGAUCCUGAGUACCCAAGAUGGGGAUAUAAUCUUCCGAUCACGUCCUGUAUAGAGAGAUCUGAGCAGCGUUAGCAACAGCAGCAUCAUCUGAGUGCCUUCUCCCAGUCUCCUCUCUUCUCCCUGGACAGCAUCAGCAUCAGCAUCCCACUGCCUACAGAGGACCCGACCGCCUAUAGAGGACCCAUAGUGACCCCCAGCACCAUGGUCUGCAUUACAUAAGCCAUCACCAAUCAGGAUUAUGACUCCACAUUAACAAGGCACCACUGCUGCCCAUCGCUGGGACCCGUCUACUACUGGGGGGGUGGGAGGAUUGCAACUGAGAUCGCCAAACGGGGGGGCUUUCCCUGGACUUUCACAGCCGGUAUGGGCCUUUGGAAAAGGUUAGCUGGCCCCGAUUUAGCCCAGGUGUGGGCCGCUUCUUGGAUCUUACUGCUCUUCUCCUGGAGGGGACUGGCCUGUCCGGACUCGUGUACUUGUAACUCUACCAGGAUCGCUUGUGACAAGGCAGCGGCCAUCGGAGCUUUCCCAGUGCUGAAGAACCUCUCCCAGGCUCAGAACAUCACUGACAUCUACAUUGCAAACCAACGUUUUUUUGCCUCAAUCAAUGAAGAUGAUGUUAAGAUUUACACUGGGCUCAGAAAUCUAACCGUGGUAGACUCUAGCCUCAAGUUUGUGUCUCGCCAGGCAUUCCGCAAGAACCUCAAACUUACUUACAUAGAUCUUUCCAGAAAUAAGCUGCCAACUUUAAGUAGAAAACUAUUUCGUCAUCUCUCGUUGACUGACCUACGUCUAAGUGACAAUCCAUUCCUGUGUUCCUGUGAUUUAAUGUGGAUAAAGGCGUUUCAACAGGCAAACUUCUUCAACAUGGACAAGCAGAACAUAAUCUGUUUUAAUGAGAAUGAUAAAAGGAUAGCAGUGAGUGUUAUGCACAUACCCAACUGUGUUAUGCCAAAAGUAAAUGUCAGCAAAAUAGAAGUCAUAGUUCUAGAAGGGAACAGCGCGACAGUGUCCUGUGAAGCCACCGGGAUCCCUGACCCUAAUGUCUCUUGGGACAUAUCCCAGAUUAAGUCAAAUACCCUGAUAGAAACUGUAACACGUGCCGCUUCCCUCAUUUUAAAGAAUGUGACAUCACUGGACAAUACAAAAACUCUGGUUUGUUCAGCAGAAAAUAUUGUGGGAGAGGACCAAGUUGUUGUUGAGCUCAAUGUGCAUUUUCCACCAAACAUCACCCUAAUAGACUAUCCAACUUUGGACCAUCACUGGUGUAUCCCUUUCAGUGUAAGGGGUAACCCAACUCCGAAGUUGCAAUGGUUUUAUGAAGGAACCGUUCUAAGUGAUACAGAUUUUAUUUGGAGUAAAAUUCAUCAAUCAAGCAACAAUAUGAGCGAACAUCAUGGUUGCCUACAGCUGGAUAGUCCAACACACUUGAACAAUGGCUUUUAUACAUUACAAGCAGAAAAUGAAUAUGGAAAAGAUGAGCGCGCCAUUAUGGCUCAGUUUAUGAAUGAUCCUGACAUUGGUGGCCCAAUUACUGACCCUGGAUUUUAUGAUUACGAGACCACCUCUAAUGAUAUUGGAGGAACCAGCACAGACAAUAGCAAUGGAGUCACUUCUACAGAUUACUCUAAUGAAGGGAAUGGAGACAGCAUUACAGUUUAUGUGGUUGUUGGUAUUGCAGCAUUGGUAUGCACUGGUUUGGUGAUAAUGCUUGUUAUCUUGAAGUUUGGAAGACAUUCCAAGUUUGGAUUAAAAGGUCCCUCCUCUGUGAUUAGUAAUGAUGAUGACUCAGCCAGUCCACUGCACCAUAUUUCCAAUGGUAGCAACACACCAUCUUCUUCAGAAGGAGGCCCCGAUGCUGUAAUCAUUGGUAUGACAAAGAUCCCUGUCAUUGAAAAUCCCCAGUAUUUUGGAAUUACCAAUAGCCAUCUUAAACCUGACACAUUUGUUCAACACAUAAAGAGGCACAACAUCGUCCUGAAGAGAGAACUGGGAGAAGGAGCGUUUGGCAAAGUGUUUCUUGCAGAAUGUUAUAACUUGUACCCAGAGCAGGAUAAAAUCCUUGUGGCAGUAAAGACGCUUAAAGAUGCUAGUGACAAUGCACGGAAAGAUUUCCAUCGAGAAGCUGAAUUACUGACAAACUUACAGCAUGAACAUAUUGUAAAGUUUUAUGGGGUGUGUGUGGAGGGAGACCCUCUUAUUAUGGUCUUUGAAUAUAUGAAGCAUGGUGACCUCAACAAGUUUUUAAGGGCCCAUGGACCAGAUGCCGUGCUUAUGGCAGAAGGAAACCGCCAAGCUGAAUUGACUCAGUCUCAGAUGCUUCACAUAGCCCAGCAGAUUGCAGCAGGUAUGGUGUACCUAGCCUCACAGCACUUCGUCCAUCGAGAUUUGGCAACAAGGAAUUGCCUGGUGGGAGAAAACCUCUUAGUGAAAAUUGGAGACUUUGGAAUGUCUAGAGAUGUGUACAGUACAGAUUAUUACAGGGUUGGAGGACACACUAUGCUGCCUAUUCGUUGGAUGCCUCCUGAGAGUAUCAUGUACAGGAAAUUCACAACAGAAAGUGAUGUCUGGAGUCUAGGAGUGGUACUAUGGGAAAUUUUCACCUAUGGAAAACAACCAUGGUACCAGUUAUCCAAUAAUGAGGUGAUUGAGUGCAUAACACAAGGUAGAGUCUUGCAGCGACCUCGCACUUGUCCGAAGGAAGUCUACGACCUUAUGUUGGGAUGCUGGCAGAGAGAGCCUCACAUGAGGCUGAAUAUCAAAGAAAUCUAUAGCCUACUUCAGAACUUGUCCAAGGCAUCCCCUGUAUACCUUGACAUUCUUGGCUAGACAUUCCAGGUGUCACCUGUAUGGGCUUGAUGAAUGAAUGUGGUGAACGGCCGCUGAACUCCGUGAAAUGUGUUAUAACCUCUGACAGUAUUAUUAACAAAGAUGCUGAGAAGCUAUCAAAGGGCAAGCAACACAAACUUCUCCAUCUGUACAAUACACAGUAUUGAUAUUUGCCAUUAAUAAGUUGUAUCUUUUUAUUCUGAGCCUAAAUCUUCUUUUACUCUUACUCCUCAGUCUAUGUUUGGUUGUGUCUCACAGUUCCUCUUUCUACAUGCUUAUGCCUUUAUGUAACUCAGCAUACAUAGACAAAGGCCUUAAAACCUUAUCUGUUAAUCAGCUGGCACGCAUGUCUGUCCACCACAUCUAACAAUGCCUUCUUGUAUUCCUGCCUUUGAUGUGGAUGAAAAAAGGGAAAAAAAUAUUGUAUGACACGGACAUGACGACUUCUUCUGUACAUACGUAUAGACUUUAUAUUGACUGUCGCUCACUUCUACGUUUUUGGCUAUGUGCACUACCAAGAAACUUUUUGGACAUCAUGAGUAUGUGAUUGCUGUAUUAAGGAGACAUAACAAUGGAGUCAAGUUUAACCAUCUACCUAAAGCAAUUUGAGGAAACACAAUCAAUGCAUAUGAGAAGAGAAUAAAUCCACCAUGCUCUCUGUGGCUAGUCCUCUAUCACCAUAUUGGCCAUGAUAAAAAAAACAUUUGUUUCCUGUUUGUAACAACCUACCAUAGUUGUAGUCAUCUUCUUUCUUAGUAAAGUAAAACAGUAUUAGAAGAGAUACUACUUGUUUUCAGAGACUGAGAUCAUCACAGUGUGAUGGUAAAUGUAUCUGACAGUGUGUUCAACAGACAAUCUCUCAUUCACUGGUUUACUAUGCCCCUAUAUGCAGGCAAUACUAGUAAAGAGUGCAUGUGAUGAUUGCAGCCUGUGAUGUCCAACAUGCUUGGGUUGUUUUUUGAUUGGAGUCUGGCAAUUGUGCUAAGGUGUUUUAAAAAUUGAUAGCCUUGUGUAAGGCAGUCUAUUACUUGUCCUCUGUUCUGGUAACAGAGUCAGUAGGAAAUGGCACAACCAAAAGAUGUCUUGAGUGCACAUUCAAUGGUUGGUCGGCUACAUACAUCUUUAUUUAUUUUUUUAUUUUCAAUCUGUGGGCUCAGGAUUGAAGUUUAUAUUUCUCUAUAUUAGAUUGUAAAAAGAGGAAAAACGUUACACAAAUGUGUCAGCCUUUCUAAAGAUAGUUGUGAUGUUAUACUCAGAGGCAGCGCAUGUUUAUCUAUGUUACCGGCAUGAUGUGUCCAACUAUUGAAAGAUGUUCCCAGAUAUAUAGGCAAGAGAAAAGCCUGUAUCACAGUUACAUAUGCCAAAGUGUAGAGAACGAUUGUUCUGGUGAGGCCCUGUUUUAGCUUUCAUGCAGUCCUCUCUAGAGGGGUCAGUUAUUGAAGAAUGUAGUUGCACAGUAAUGAAAACUACCAUUUGUACAGGUUCUUGUAAAUAAAUACUGUAUGUUGACAAAACUGGUAACUGUAAAAUAUAUUUGAGAUUAAAAAAAAAAUGAUAUGAGUAUUAGCCGCUACA
Messenger RNA from Rana temporaria (common frog), 4501 nucleotides. RefSeq names its product neurotrophic receptor tyrosine kinase 2 (gene NTRK2). The coding region runs from base 464 to 2926 and encodes 820 amino acids. The record is from RefSeq and is a predicted model, not a curated record. Lineage: Eukaryota; Metazoa; Chordata; Amphibia; Anura; Ranidae. The transcript is spliced from 18 exons. Gene Ontology annotation, cellular component: plasma membrane; axon; signaling receptor complex. Gene Ontology annotation, biological process: protein phosphorylation; trans-synaptic signaling by neuropeptide, modulating synaptic transmission; cell surface receptor protein tyrosine kinase signaling pathway. Gene Ontology annotation, molecular function: brain-derived neurotrophic factor binding; brain-derived neurotrophic factor receptor activity; ATP binding.